Messenger RNA from Trifolium pratense (red clover), 1279 nucleotides. RefSeq names its product gibberellin 20 oxidase 2-like. The record is from RefSeq and is a predicted model, not a curated record. Gene Ontology annotation, biological process: flower development; unidimensional cell growth; response to light stimulus. Gene Ontology annotation, molecular function: gibberellin 20-oxidase activity. Lineage: Eukaryota; Viridiplantae; Streptophyta; Magnoliopsida; Fabales; Fabaceae. The transcript is spliced from 3 exons. The coding region runs from base 60 to 1136 and encodes 358 amino acids.
UAUAGUCUAAGCUAUAUUAAUCAUUUGUAAAUUAAAGUCCCUUUCCUUCCUUAACAUAGAUGGAUUCAUGUCAAUUGUUGUGUGAGUUUCAAGUUCAACCCCACGUACCAAAAAAUUUCAUUUGGCCAAAAGAGUAUCUAGAAGAUGCUCAUGAAGAACUCCAAGCACCAAUAGUAGAUCUUGAUGGAUUUCUCAAAGGGAACAAUGAAGCCACAAAAAAUGCAUCUAAGCUCAUAAAUGAAGCUUGUUUAAACCAUGGUUUUUUCCAAGUCAUUAAUCAUGGUAUUGAUAUGAACCUCAUUGCUAAAGCUUAUGAUGAAAUGGACACUAUUUUUAAACUAUCACUUGAUAGGAAAAUGAGUGUUUAUAAGGAACAUGGUUCUAUGUGGGGUUAUUCAGGUGGUCAUGCUCAUCGUUUCUCUUCUAAAUUGCCAUGGAAGGAAACUUUCUCUUUCCCAUAUUAUCAUGUCAACAAUGCCUUGAAGCCUGUUGUCACUAACUACUUCAAAUCUACCUUAGGGGAUGAUUUUGAACAAGCUGGAAUGACAUUUGAGAAAUACUGCAAGGCAAUGAAAGAGUUGGCAAUGAAGCUAACAGAACUAUUAGCAAUAAGCUUAGGAGUGAACGAUCCAUUGCAUUACAGAGAGUUGUUUGAAGAAGGUUGUUCCAUCAUGAGAUGCAACAAUUACCCAUGUUGUCAACAACCUAGUCUUGUCCUUGGGACAGGACCUCAUUGUGAUCCAACCUCUAUAACACUACUUCACCAAGAUCAAGUUGGAGGGCUUCAAGUAUUUGUUGACAACAAAUGGAACACGGUUCGACCCCUUCCUAACGCGCUCGUCGUUAAUAUUGGAGAUACUUUCAUGGCAUUAUCAAAUGGAAGGUACAAAAGUUGCUUACAUAGGGCAGUGGUUAACAAGCAUAAGGAGAGAAGGUCCUUAGCAUUCUUUCUAUGUCCUAAAGAUGAUAAGGUGGUGAGACCCCCUAAAGAUAUUAUUAGCAGUGAUGGGACCAAACACUAUCCUGAUUUUACAUGGUCAGAUUUGCUUGAAUUUACUCAAAAUCAUUACAGAGCAGAUGAAUCUACGCUCUCAAAUUUCACCAACUGGUUGCUAAGUUCCAAACCACAAAUUUAACCUUAUGUUAAUCAACAAGUAGUUUCUGUUAUAUGCUACUUUAUUUUUAUAAGAGGUUGAGACACAAUCUCUUCUUUAAAUUCUCCCUGUUGUUUUCCUACAUUCCAAAUCAAUCUUCCUGCUUUUUAUGCAACUAAAUCCCA